AGUGGGUGUAUUUACAGAAGACAUAUGUAGAUAGGUUCAGAUUAUCAAAAUGUAGUUACUAGUAGUGAGAACUGCACUCGUAUGCAACACUGAUGCACGAAAUGAACGGAAAAAUGCUCGUAAAUGCUAUAAUGCAGUUUUAUUGAAGAUUAAAAAAGGAUGCUCUUUUCCGUACCUUGUAAAAUCAUGCAUCAUCUAUUGACUUUACAACAUAGUUUUGAAAUUCCGUGGUUCGAUCACUGGUAGGGUCAUAGGUUCACAAUAAUGAAUAGUUUGAUCCUAAGACUAAGCAGCUGUCUAUUAAAACCUAGUCAUUUUACUUAGAUCAGUCCAUAAUUCAACAGUUUUCCUAAGUACUUUAUCGUCAUAACACAUGUGCGCACUAGUAACUAAUUUUUGAUAGUAAUUCACGGAUUUCUAGUGGGCUUCCCUAUUAAUGUAGAGUGUAAGACAAAUACUCACCAGUGACAUUGAACGAUAGUUAUGCAGUGUCGCAAAUUAAUUUAAGUUAGAAAUUCAAACUACUGGACACCGACCUAGUGCUUCUUUCCAAUCUAUUGAAUCUUGUGAAUUUACUCUACUUAUGACGUAAUGGGUUAUUUGUCUCAGUUCAAUAUAUUUUCUAUAAUUUGUAUCCCCUCACUUAAACAGAAAUCAUUAUAGUUACUGAGAGAAUAUUAAGACUGUUUUUCAUUUCAGAUCGUUUUUGUUAAUGGUCUUCAUGGAUUCUCCCAACGUCAGUAAUAAGCAGAUCUGGCCAUUAGUGGAUGUUAAUUCAGACGACGAAGCAUGUUGGGAUGAUAAAGAUUUAAUUGCUGAAUAUGAUAGAAUUGAGUCUCUUGUUCAGGAUAAAUUAACAAGAGAACUGAAUAAAAAUGCAAAACACAAGUCCUAUGGAAUCAGUGACAAUUUCCAUAAAAAUUUAAAUAAAAAUUCAUCCAGUACGUGUAAUAAAUCGAAGGUACACCAUAAUAAAGAUAUUCAUGGAGAAAAUGUCGGCUUAGCGAAUAUUCAACCACUCAUUGUCAAUAGCAAUCCAGUUUGUGACUUCCAAUGGAUUCCGCCGUGUUUAAAACCUCCGCCUCAAUUAUUUUCUAAUUUGGCUUCACCAAGGGACAGUCAUCUUCCUAGUGAUGUUCAACCUUCUGUUCCUUCUCAACCAAUCUUUAAUAGCACGAAAAGUGGCCUAUCAACUAUUGAACCUAUACUACGCUCCUGGUAUGAAGCAGGUUACCAACUUGGUCGUUCACAUGCUAUGAAGUUGAAGCCAACCUCAUCUGUACCUGCUCCAAACUCUUGUUAA
This is a messenger RNA of Schistosoma curassoni, 1303 nucleotides long. The record is from the annotation of a GenBank genome assembly. Lineage: Eukaryota; Metazoa; Platyhelminthes; Trematoda; Strigeidida; Schistosomatidae.